AUGGGCAUUCUCACACUUGCUGAGGAUCGGCCAACGCCCAAGUCCGUUUACAACUGGCGUGUAUAUGCACUCGCCGUCAUUGCAUCAUGUGGUUCCAACAUGAUCGGCUAUACCAGUGCCUUCAUCGGUACAACUAUCACACUCUCCUCCUUCAUGAAGGAAUUCGGCCUCGACGAGAUGUCUUCCACACAAAGGAGUCUGAUUAGCGAGAACAUCGUCUCACUUUUCAUUGCUGGUGCCUUUUUCGGUGCCCUGGGAACAUAUGCCCUAGGCCACUUCAUCGGCCGAAAAUGGAGUUUGGCUGUUGCUGCCACGGUAUUCUUUCUCGGAGCUGGACUACAACUCGGUGCUAACAGUGCCCGGGGGCUGGGUAUCCUCUACGCUGGUCGUGUGCUGUCCGGUUUGGGUACCGGUGUAGCCUCGAAUAUCAUUCCCAUAUAUCUUUCCGAACUAGCGCCCCCUGCAAUCCGAGGACGGCUCGUCGGUCUAUAUGAGCUUGGCUGGCAGAUAGGCGGAAUGUUAGGGUUUUGGAUUAAUUAUGGUGUUGAGCAACACAUGCCUGAAGUCCACGAGCAAUGGAUCAUUCCCUUUGCUAUCCAGCUCGUCCCCUCCGGUCUGCUUUUCAUAGGUGCCUUGUGGAUCAAAGAAUCUCCUCGUUGGCUGUUUCUCAAGGACCGUCGCCGCGAAGCGAUGAAAAAUCUUUGCUGGAUCCGCCAAUUGGAGGCCGAUGACAUGUACAUCACCGAAGAGGUAGCUGCGAUCGAUCAGGCUCUUGAGCAUCAGAAGACUUCCAUCGGUAUUGGCUUCUGGAAGCCCUUCCAGGCUCUCGCUACUAACAAGAGCGUCAUGUACCGUCUUAUGCUGGGCUGCAUGCUCUUCUUCUGGCAAAACGGCUCCGGGAUCAAUGCCAUCAACUAUUACUCCCCUACCAUUUUCAAAUCGAUCGGUGUCGACCCGAAUACCGUUAACCUGAUGACCGGUAUCUUCGGUGUCAUUAAGGCGGUUAUGACCUUCGUGUGGCUCCUGUUCCUGGUCGACCAAUUCGGAAGGCGCAAUCUGCUCCUUGUUGGUGCUGUGACUGGAUCGAUCUGUAUGUGGGUCAUCGGUGCCUAUAUCUGUGUUGUCAAGCCCGAAGAUAAUGUCGCCACGUCUCUGAACGGCGGAGGCAUUGCGGCCAUAUUCUUCUUCUACCUGUGGACUGCGGUUUACACCCCUACCUGGAAUGGUACCCCUUGGGUUAUCAAUUCCGAAUUCUUCGACCCCAACUUCCGUUCCCUGGCUCAGGCUGCCACGACUGCGAGCAACUGGCUCUUUAAUUUCCUCGUCUCUCGCUUCACCGAACAGAUGUUCGCCACGAUGCACUACGGCGUGUACUUCUUCUUCGCUUCACUGUCAUUCCUGGCAUUCUUCUUCGCGUUUUUCCUCAUCCCUGAGACCAGUGGUGUUCCUCUUGAGAAGGUCGACCGCCUGUUCGAUUGCAAGCCCGUCUGGAGAGCGAACAAGAUACUCAAGGCCGCCCUUGCGGAAGAGGAGGAGCAGUUCCGCUACGAGGUCAAGGAGGCAUCGUACCAUGAGGAAAACACUGGUUCGAUAGCUCCUACGCCUUGA
Penicillium roqueforti is the source of this 1608-nucleotide messenger RNA. RefSeq names its product sugar porter family MFS transporter. The record is from RefSeq and is a predicted model, not a curated record. The transcript has 4 exons. Gene Ontology annotation, cellular component: membrane. Gene Ontology annotation, molecular function: carbohydrate:proton symporter activity. Gene Ontology annotation, biological process: carbohydrate transport; transmembrane transport. Lineage: Eukaryota; Fungi; Ascomycota; Eurotiomycetes; Eurotiales; Aspergillaceae. Bases 1 to 1608 code for a protein of 535 amino acids.